ACGAAGCUAGGCGUAGUUUCAUAAGCAAGUCGACGCUCGACUUGCUAGCACGUCAGUCGUCGCGAUCAAAAAUAACGGGUGUUAUUAACGGCUGUGAAUUCAGGCAAAAGUUAACUGUGUUUAUAUCGUGAUAUAAGUUCUAAAUUGACCAAAGUGCUUGUGAUUCUGUGUGAUAAAUCCCCCCGGAACUUUUAGGUUAUCUGAUACAUUGGUGAUUAAAGAUAUCCGUAUAAACACAGCAAAUUGAAGAUAACGAUAUCAGAUAUAAACCUUCGAAGCCUGUUUAUAAAAUGUGACAUAAAGAUGGCAGCCACUGACGGGCAAGUCGUAGUUGCUGCAUCGCGCUGGUCUGAGGAAGGCCUCUACCUCCGCGAGUUCGUCGUCAAGAACCGCCUCCCAAAUGUCGCCAAGAUCAUCAAAGGACAGUAUGGAGGGCUCGGCGUGCCCACACUGCCUAGCCCGGGCCUGCAGAGCACAGCCCUUGUUGUCUCAGCGGGAAAGAGAAAGAAAAUCAUCGCUCAAGCCAUCAAAUUGAAAGAAGGCAGACGCAUGGUCAGCAUUGGGCCAAGAAUCGCCAUCCCGGAUACGUAUAAAGGGUAUUUCGAACUACUCAGUGAAGAAGGCAGGGCUGUGAGGUGUAUAGAGUCAGUAUCGGAGCUAGCUAGACGAAAACUAGACGAUGGGUGCUUAGUGAGAGAACCAGUGAGGGUAAUAUGCGCUAAAACAGAUUUAGAUGGUAAUAUAACGGCUGAUGGCGCGAGAAAUCUACCAGCUGGUGAGGUCCUGAUGCCGCGAGGGGAAGCUUUUUUAGGGAAGAGUAAAUAUUUGAAAUGCACCGACUCGAAAGGUGAUACGGUAUUGUUAAGUUUGGAUCAGCGGGGAAAGUUCUCGGCCAUUGCUAAAGAAGAAAACAUAAGUGGCGUUCACACAGCUAAGACUUUAUUGACUAAACGUUUGCCAAUAACAGUAAGAUUAGUUCACGGAACGCCGCCGAGAGGCUUGAAAAGUGCCAGUCAUUUCGUACCAGAGAUACGACUCCUGUCUAUAUUCGAAGAAGACCAUGUCUUCGCAUUGCCUUUGCAGAAAGAAGGCAACUCACUCAUUGCUCUACCUCUAGCGGCGCCAUUGAAAAUGCUAAGGUGCAAGAACGAGGAGCAAAUAAAGAACUUCAUGGAGUUUUCGAGGCUGGUUGAAAAGUGCAAUCGAUUAUUAAUAGACGUAGUUGAUAGAAUCCACGUGUUAGACGGAAAACUUGGUGAUCCUAAGAGGCUCUUGAACGCGCCACUUCACGCACCACCGCUUAUCAAAACUGGCUACUUCUUACGACGAAGCGCUUCCUCCGAUUCAGCUAAUCACCACAAGCACAUGAACAAACACAACCAUAUUUACAGCAGUCAUGGAGACGAAAAUAGCAUCCCCGAUGAGUACGACGAAAUAGAUCAAAUCUACGAUUACGUACGGGGUUUUGCCCCGCUGCCGAAGACUAUAAAAGCUUCAUAUUGCAAUGAUAUAUCGCGUCACGAAUCCGCACCGUCAUCGCCCGCCCCAACUCCUAUACAUAUGCCUUUAAUAACCGAAAUAAAGCCAGAACCACCGCCCAUAGAGACGAUACCGACAAAGAAACCGCUCAACCAAAAAGCAGAGAAGCGAACUCGUAAAAUCGCCAUAACACCCACGCCGAUAAAGGAAAAAGCAUUAGCGCCAGUACCGAAUUUACCUAAGCUAUAUAUUAAAAACAAUGUGAGCAACACAAAGAAUAGAAUGUUGUUCACACAAAAGAGUCACUCGCCAACAAAAGAGACCCCUAGUCCUGUUACUAGUCCAAUAAGACCGUUAACUAAAGGUGAUUCGCCGAUAUUUAAUAUACGAUACAAAAGUCUGUCAAACAUUCACCAAGCUAUGGAGUUAGAUGGUACUCUGGACUCCAGCCACUCCGGCGGGAGAACGUCUGGUGAUUCUGGCAACGGGCCGAAGUUGCCAGAAAAACGAUCGCGCAGACUGAGCAGGCCGAAGUCGUUGACGAAUUUAGUGUGGGAGCUGAAGGGCUGUCCCGUUGAAACGAAUGAGAAACCAAAAUGUAGGGUUAAAAACGAAGGUUACAAGAAACUUGGGAACAAGUUGUCUCUGGGAGCGCAAAAGAGAGUCCCGACGCUGUAUCUUUAGUUAUUCUGGUCCACGCUGUCAUAGACGACGCGUCAUCGAGCGGGAUAACAAGGACGAUACUAAGGCUAUGAGUACAUCGAGAUUUGUAUCUGUGGAAAUUUGCAACAACCAUGCAGACAGAGCCUUAACCAUAUGUGUUUAACAAUACUAUGAUUAAGGCUAUACAAUAAUAUACUAGCGAUGAUGUUUUAGUUAGCUUCCUGUCUAAAAUCUUUUAAAUGACGAAUUGAAUUUAUAUUCAAUAUUGCUAUUAAAAAAAAUUAUGUAUAAAAAUUGUAAUUGGCUUUAUACAUUCAUACGACUAUAAAAUUAAAUCCCUAUUAAGUAUGUAUGAGUUAAAACGGAUAAUAAAAUCAUAUCGGAGUUAUAUAAACUUAUUGAACCGUAAUAACGAAUACGUGUCCAAGAUUAAAAGGGAAACGCGCAUAAAACGUUACGUUUUUCACAUCGUUUGUAUCUAGCCUUAAAAUCGAACAUGACAUUUCACAGAAAGGCCUAAAGAAUACCCAAAUUGACAUGAACUGUCAAAUAAUAAAAUCAUUUACAUAUUCAUAUUUAGAAUCUUAAAUAUUUAAAAAAAUAUUAAAUAUGAAAGAGGUCUGACUUUAAUGAAAGAAAAAGAAAUGAUCGAACAGAAGCUACUUGCUUCAACGACACUAAAAUAUGACGGUUCAAAAAAAAAACCAAUAUGGCCGGUAAUACAUUUUGAUCUCUUAAUAAUAAUUACUAUUUAUAUUAAUGCCAUAUUAAGGUAAAGCUUCGGUGUUCUUAGCGUUAAGAAUUAUCCUAAAUACUUAGAAAUAUUCCUUUUAAAUGUUUAAUCGUGUUUUCGAAAUACCAAAAUCUUGAGGUGCCUUACUAUAUUAUGAUAAAUUGAAAUCACCCUUUCGUCUAAUCUUAUUAAUAUUAAAUUAAAUGAGUCACAAUUUUAUAGUUAUAAUACUUCAAUAUGCAUUUAUGGUAUUUUAAACAAUUAUAUUUUAAGAGGUUAUUACAGAUUUUGAUAAAAUUAUCUUCAUUUCACCGUAAAGAAUACAAAUUUUAUCAAAAUCUAUAAAAAAACUGUUUUAUCUAUUAGAAGUUAUACAAUGAUAGUUUUCUUGGAGGUUCAAAUAUUGUAAUUAAUUAUUUUUUUGAAUCUUUAACAAAGUUAUCGUUUUUAUUUCCAUUCUGUUAUAUUUUGUUAGUUGUGGUCGUAUUAUAUUGAUUUGGCAAUAAUAUUCAAGUUUGUAUGUGUUUAGAGACAUAAACAAUUGUCUUAGCAUUACGUAUUUUUAUAAAUCGUACUAUAGCGAGCCUUUAGACUUUUUAUGAAUAACACCGAUACACUUUAUUUUUAUUAAUUGGUCGGUAAAUCCUUUUCUUUAUUAAUAUGAUAAUUUCGAAAAUGUGUUUUUUUUGUCUAAUUCUUUCACUUUAUGAUAUGAUUUUUGUGUCUGGAGAUAGUUGUGACAUAAGCUACUCUUUAUCAAAAUGAAAUAUCUAAUUUCCAUUUUGAUACAUUUAAAUCUGAAAAUAUGCUUUGUAUUAAUUGAAUAUUAUUAUCAAAUCAAAUCAAACAGGUGCAUAAAUAUAAAAACAAGGAAAAUAUCACAAAAAUAAUUUUUGUACUCCAAAUAUUCUGUAGGAUAAGUCCUCUGAUUUAAUUACCUACUUUUUAUAUUUACCUGUCAUUAGAAUAAGUUUUGAAUAGUCUCGAUAUUGUAAUACUUGAAUAAAUAAACAGAAAUUCAAAUUA
Molecule: messenger RNA, 3901 nt
Organism: Zerene cesonia (dogface butterfly)
Lineage: Eukaryota; Metazoa; Arthropoda; Insecta; Lepidoptera; Pieridae
Gene: sano
Exons: 6
Coding region: 304-2163 (619 amino acids)
Source: RefSeq, a predicted model, not a curated record